AUGCCUCUCAAGAACAGGAGGCCGGACUUCCCUGUGCUCAUUUUACCGUCGGAAGUAUUUGACGAGAACGACGAUAGUAUGAGAAGCGUCCGUACUCCAGCGCCAUUCACCCCCAUCGCGUUUGAAGAGGGUGGCCUCCCAAUAACUCCCGAUGAAGGCGUGUACGAUAUACCAACAGGCGACACCACCGGUGAUAACGAGAGAACAUCUGAAGGGAUUUCUGAGAUGGGAAAGGAAUGGACAGAGGAUGAGGAUGGGAUCUUGCAAGGAUAUCUGGCCCAUCCCCCUCAACCUCUCGGCUUGAAAUACCCUCCUACAGUACUUUUACCUUCGGCUGUACUUGACGUGAUAACCUCUCAGAUAGUCGCCAUCCAUUCCCGAAUCGACUCCUCGCCUUGGAAGCAUUCUUGGAAUGCCACUCGCCAGCGGCUGUUUGCGAUUGCGAGGAGAGAAAGUUUGCAGGCAGUCGGUGGCCACCGGCGGCUGAAAUCAGAUUCAAUCAUACCCCAAUCACGAGGGGUGGACGACGGGAUCACCUCGUGGGGAUCAUUGGAGAUGAACAGACGCCAAAACCACAGUAUGGACAGUCUCUUGGGAGACGAUGCUCCGAGGGAAAUAUCGGAGGCUCUGAGGUUGUCCCAUUGUUUGCAGGCGACUGCCACGACGGGCGGGGAUACAACGAUGCUAGCAUCGGACGGAGCACUGUCGUCUCCCAUCAUAGGUGUCUGCCCUCCCCUACUUGGUGGAAAGCCGUCUUCGUUAUCGAGCAAUGACGCCUCCGGGUUAUUGAAGCGCCCAACGUCGCUUCUUCAACGUGGGCGUUCUUUUACUCUCGCCGACAUCGCUCGCGAACAGGCUAUGGCUUCCAUCGACUUUGAUGAUGAUGCCACAUCGACAUUCUCACGGGUAUCCUCUCGUCCAGACCUGCAUCGGUCUGUGACUAGUCCAGCUUCAGUUCCUUACUCUUCGCCGCCGUCAUCCGUGUCGAGCAAGUCUGACUGCGACGUCCCAUGGGUAUAUCUUCCGCCGGCCAAGGCCGAGUCGCCUCUAGGGUUCGAAUGUAAUACGCCAACACAAUCCAUUACUGUACCCGUAGGCGAAGCAUCUUCGUUUACCUCUCCCACGCGCGAGUUUGCCUGCCUGUCGCUCUUCUCCACGGACUCUGUUCCCAUUUCAGCAAACAUGGAAGCUUCUUCGUCUUCCCCUUCCCUGAAGCGCGCUUUCCAGGUUCGCCCUUACCCUCUUCAGCGAUCAUCCUCCGAUGGCAAGCUUUCUUCAGAUAUGACCGGAUUCGCCUCGCUUUCUUCUCCUCGGGAGAACAAGCGAAUGAGAGCGGAUCUUCCAAGUACGACGGCGGCGAGUGUGGCGAACGGCGGGUUCGAGGCGAAGACGGCCGGAGCCGGUCCGCGGGAACGGGCAGGGCUGGGAGAGACUUUGAGCCUUGGUUUGGCCAAAGACAAAGUUGGUCUGGGGGCGCCUUUGCGAGGGCUGGAACCGCCAUUGUUCUCGGCAGGUCCUGAGAAGUAG
Molecule: messenger RNA, 1527 nt
Organism: Cryptococcus wingfieldii CBS 7118
Lineage: Eukaryota; Fungi; Basidiomycota; Tremellomycetes; Tremellales; Cryptococcaceae
Exons: 5
Coding region: 1-1527 (508 amino acids)
Source: RefSeq, a predicted model, not a curated record